Messenger RNA from Hibiscus syriacus, 1231 nucleotides. RefSeq names its product anthocyanidin reductase ((2S)-flavan-3-ol-forming)-like. The record is from RefSeq and is a predicted model, not a curated record. Gene Ontology annotation, molecular function: oxidoreductase activity, acting on the CH-OH group of donors, NAD or NADP as acceptor. The transcript has 5 exons. NCBI's taxonomy places the organism in Eukaryota, Viridiplantae, Streptophyta, Magnoliopsida, Malvales, Malvaceae. Bases 51 to 1106 code for a protein of 351 amino acids.
AUGAUUAUAACUCAGGCCUGACCCUCUGGAGAUUAAAGAAGAUCUUAACCAUGGAGAAGCAAGCUGCAAGCAAGGUCUGCUGCGUUACUGGAGGUUCUGGUUAUUUAGGUUCUUGGCUCGUUAAGAAGCUCCUUGAAAAAGGCUACACGGUCCAUGCAACGCUACGAAACUUGGAUGAUAAAUCCAAAGUUGGGUUUUUAGAGUCCCUGCCUGGUGCAGACACCAAUCUGGUUUUGUUUCAAGCUUAUAUAUACAAUCCCCAUGAGUUCAAACACGCGAUCCAAGGGUGUGAAUUUGUGUUUCAUGUGGCUACUCCUAAGCAAACAGCCGACACUCAAAGCUCACAGAAAAUCAUUGAAGGAGCGAUUUCAGGUGUGAGAAGCAUUGCCGAGUCAUGCCUACAAUCGCCAGCCGUAAAACGACUCAUAUACACGGCUUCGGUUCUUGGAGCAUCGCCGUUAACGAAAGAUGGGUUCAACGUCGAAUUUAGCGUAAAAGAAUCGUCUUGGACUCAUGUUGAUGCUUCAUUUGCAUCCACCCAUGGCCUUCAGCAUAUGCGGACAUAUACUGUAUCAAAAACCUUGGCGGAGAAAGAGGCGCUGAGGUAUAACGGCGAAGCUAACGCCAAUGGCGGCAAGUUACAAGUCGUGAGUCUUGCUUGUGGGCUUAUUGGAGGAGAGACUCUUCUUUCUCACGCACCAUCCAGCGUGGCUGCCAUGUUUUCGCAGCUUACCGGGAACUUAUCCACUUUCAUGGGGCUAGAAUAUUUGGAAAAACUUCUGGGAUCGAUCCCUAUGGUUCACAUCGACGACGUUUGUGAAGCUCAUGUGUUCUGCAUGGAGAAACCUUCCAUGGCUGGCCGGUUUAUUUGCGCCGCUGCUAAUCCGACCAUCGCACAAAUCGCGGCUCAUUUUCGAGAAAAUUAUCCACAGCACCAGAUACCACAACAUUACAGGCUGAUGGGGGAGGAAAAGGAAGGCAUUGCAUGGGACAAGAGCAAAUUGGUGAAGAUGGGUUUCGUGUACAAAUACGACAUGGAGAACAUAUUGAACGAUAGUGUUAAAUGUGGAAGGCGACUUGGAGCGGUCGUCUCUAUCGAUCAGUGAUUAUUAUUUUAGGGGUAAAUUAUAAAUUUAGUAAUUGAAUUUUGUUAUCUAUCAUAUUUCACUUACUGUACAGUAAUUUUUUUCUAUUUUCUCACUAAACAUAAUACAUUGUGUUUUUUUUAUCA